AGGCCCACCCACCCCACUCCUCUCUCCAGAGUCCAGAUAAGGCGCUCCGCUUCCCCCCUCCCGCCUCCGCACCCUCCUCCAUCUAUCCUCCCCGGCACGAGCCGUCGUCCAGUCCACUUCCGCACGGUCCGCCGCCGCGACUCCACCGGCGGCGCCGCUCCCGAGCCCAGCCGAGGCCGAGCCAAUGGUGGCUCCCGCGACGCUCUCCCUCCGCCCCUGCGCGCCGCCCCGUGCCGCGCCGCCCCGCGGGCGGGCCUGGUUCGCGACCGCUACCCGCGCGCCCCCGACCGUCGCCGUCUCCUACUCGGCGCGGCCCUUCGGUGGCAUCCGCCGCGCCGUUGCCGUCGACUCCGACCAGCAGUGCUCCCCCGAGCCUCCCGAGCAGGAGAAGAAGCCCAAGACGUACUACUUCCUGGUGGCGAACGCCAAGUUCAUGCUGGACGAGGAGGAGCACUUCCAGGAGCAGCUCGCCGAGAAGCUGCGGAACUACGGCGAGCGCGAUAAGGAGCGCGACUUCUGGCUCGUCAUCGAGCCCAAGUUCCUGGACAGAUUCCCCAACAUCACCAAGCGCCUCAAGCGCCCGGCCGCCGCGCUUGUCUCCACCGACGGCAACUGGAUCACUUUCAUGAAGUUAAGGCUAGACAGGGUCUUACAAGACCAGUUCGACGCAGAGUCAGUUGAAGAGGCAUUGGCUUCUAAUCCUGUUGAGUUGAAAUUUGAGAAGCCUGAGAAAUGGACAGCUCCAUAUCCUAAAUACGAGUUUGGAUGGUGGGAACCCUUCUUGCCUCCAAAAUCGAGCAAUGGCACAGCGUAGAGAUAAGCAGCAAUCCAUGUGAUAUGAGGAAUUGAAGAUUUCUUCAGUGUAAGUGAUGAAUGUAAUUUUAUUUUUGAUGAUGAGUAUGUAGUACUUGAGGUUGUACGAGUAGUUGAAUUAGUUGCAGAGCUUUGGUAAUACCAAAUAAUCACCGGUUUUGUUUGAGCAAGUCGUGGUUCUGUAAUGGCGAUUGCAUCUUUUCU
Messenger RNA from Panicum virgatum (switchgrass), 1017 nucleotides. RefSeq lists its product as uncharacterized. NCBI's taxonomy places the organism in Eukaryota, Viridiplantae, Streptophyta, Magnoliopsida, Poales, Poaceae. Bases 185 to 814 code for a protein of 209 amino acids. The record is from RefSeq and is a predicted model, not a curated record. The transcript is spliced from 3 exons.